This is a messenger RNA of Branchiostoma floridae (Florida lancelet), 682 nucleotides long. Its product is annotated as putative defense protein Hdd11-like. The record is from RefSeq and is a predicted model, not a curated record. Gene Ontology annotation, molecular function: oxidoreductase activity, acting on metal ions. The transcript is spliced from 2 exons. Bases 56 to 682 code for a protein of 208 amino acids. Lineage: Eukaryota; Metazoa; Chordata; Leptocardii; Amphioxiformes; Branchiostomatidae.
UUUUGUGCUCAGUGAAUCGCACUCGUAACAGCCUGGUGCAUCGUCGCUAAACAAAAUGCGUACCGUGUGUUCUUUGCUUUUGGUCUCGGCGCUAAGCGCGACCGUGGCCGCCUACCCUAACGGAGCUCCCCGGGCGACACGUGACUCCAUGCACCCCGUCCACGGGCACAAACCCCAGACGGGUACGGGCGGGUACGCGGUCUUCGCCGAGCCAGAUUUCACGGGCGCGCGGACGAAAUGGAAGAUCACCCUUAACGGGACGUCGGCGUUUCACGGGUUUCUUCUCGAGGCCAGAUCGACUCGUGGAGGGAAAAUCGUCGGGACGUGGUCGCACCUACCCCCGAGGACGAAACCGCUGGACUGCGAUGGCCACCGCGAGAAUGCCGUGACACACUACAACCACAAGAGAAAGGACUUGAAUGACGUCACUUUCACAUGGACGGCGUCGUCUUGCAAGGAAGCUCCGGUGUUCUUCAAGGCGACUGUUGUGAAACACUACACGAAAAUCUACGAAGGCAUCACGUCGGAUGUGCUGAACGAUGUCUGUCUACACCCGCCUAAAUGCAAGGCCUGUGGCGACGAGACCAAAGCCGGUCGGAAGAAGCUGCUAGGUCGUGCCCGUGCCAGAUGCAGGGUGGGCAUGCGGGCCAACACACUCAGUAGCCGAGGAAAUGGUAAGUAA